This is a messenger RNA of Notothenia coriiceps (black rockcod), 1261 nucleotides long. RefSeq lists its product as uncharacterized. The annotation marks the transcript as partial. The transcript has 3 exons. The record is from RefSeq and is a predicted model, not a curated record. NCBI's taxonomy places the organism in Eukaryota, Metazoa, Chordata, Actinopteri, Perciformes, Nototheniidae.
UGCAGAUAUGCAACAAGCUUUUAAAUUUCGAGUCGUCAUCCAUCACGAAAUAAAGAAGAUAACUUUUCAAAAUGGCCUCCCCUCAUCUGUGGAGGAUUUGAUUAAAGUGUUUAAACAAGCUUUUUCCAUCACCACAGAAAUAGGUCUUCAGUACAAAGAUACUGACUUUGAUGACUUCUUCACUCUAACCUCUACAAGUGACCUCAAGGAUAAAGACACACUCAAGGUAGUGCACAUUCCACCAGGCCUCUUAAAGUCCACAGUUCCUCAGGAGCACAACCAUGACACAUCUGACAUGUCCCCUGUCGAUGAUCUGCCCUCUGUGGAUUCACAAGAUCCAGUAAUUCACAGCCCCCUUGCCUCUGACAGGCGUAACCUGUGGCCUGCCGUCUUUCCAAUUCCCGUUUUCUCCUACAACACAGAGAUGGCUUUGCAGCAGGGCAAUGAAUUUUUUUUAAAAGACGGAACCCUGCUGACGUCACAAAGUGGUAAAUCGGACAUUCUGGAGCGCCUGGCUGAGGCCAUGUUUUCCUACACAGCUUAUCCCAAUGAUCCACAGAGGACCGCCGUUGCACAUGCACUUAUAGAGAGGCACCCCUGCUUGAGGGAGCCCGGCUCCUAUAACGGAUGUGACGGGUGGCAGCAAAGCCUAAAGUACAAAUGUGCAAACUACCGGAGCAAACUUAAAGCCCAUGGAAAUCCUGAACUGAUGAUUAAUACACUGAAACACAAGCAAGAGGGUGACAGAAAACCUGCCAAAAAUAUAAAGAAACCAAGGAAAUCUGAGGUAAACUACUACCCCCCACACCCAGCCGGUGAAACUGAUGACAGCCUGGAGAAUACAAGACUUGAGCUCAUUUCAGCAAGCAAGUCCAGGGACAAUAGCCAGAUGAUGAAUGACAUGAUGUCGAGAACAUACAGCUGUAGAAGAAGGGAAGUGGUCGGCCAGUCCAUGCAAGUGGCACAAUUCUAUGAGAGAUGGCCUGCCCUCUUCAAUCCUGUACAGAUAAAUGAAGAGUUCCGAAGGUGCAACACUAUUCCCCUGGAGUCAACGUUUAUGUCUCAGCUGGACAGGUUCACUUCAAAGUUCCUGCAGUUAUUCAGCUCAAAGGGAGGAGCUGUUGGACAGCGCAUGAAGGGCGUCAUGACUGAACUAAGACAGAAUCAACAUGUGUCCGUGGUGAAGAAGAGGGACGUGAUUCUGAGAUGCCUCAUAGAGUACCUGGGGGAGAGUGUGCCUGAGCUCAUCUCUGACUACUAC